Messenger RNA from Colletotrichum higginsianum IMI 349063, 2148 nucleotides. RefSeq names its product Ankyrin and HET domain-containing protein. The record is from RefSeq and is a predicted model, not a curated record. The transcript has a single exon. Lineage: Eukaryota; Fungi; Ascomycota; Sordariomycetes; Glomerellales; Glomerellaceae. The coding region runs from base 1 to 2148 and encodes 715 amino acids.
AUGGCCGAGUUCUCGUACGCCGCCAUCGGCGAGCGGGAUUUCCGAAUCCUCUCGCUGUCACCAGGAAAAUCCGAUGAGCCCCUCCGCGGCGAGCUCCUGGUCCGCCCCAUCGACACCUACAUCGACGAGGCCAGUAAACACGAAGGCGAGUUGCCCGAGUCGGCAGACUCGUACGAGGCCGUCUCCUACGUCUGGGGCUCCGACGACAAGCCCCGGCGCAUCGCCUCGCCCGCCGGCGCAGAGAUCGCCAUCACCGAGAACCUCUACCACUGCCUCAGGCGCAUUCGCCUCGGCGACCGUCCGCGCCUCGUCUGGGUCGACGCCCUGUGCAUCAACCAGUCCGACGACCGGGAGAAGGAGUCGCAGAUCAUGCUCAUGCACGACAUCUUCGUCAGCGCCCGCCGCGUGCUCGCCUACCUCGGCGAGGAGGCCGACGGCAGCAAGCGGGCCGUCGAGCUGAUCCAGAAGUACUGGCGCAUCAACAUCCCGAACCCCCUCAACGCCGGCGCCCGCGCCUUCGUCGAGAACCUGCUCUCCGAGCCGGUGCCCGACGCACCUGCUGGAAGCGAGGCCGAGCUGCCCCCGCCGGGCGACGAGGAGUGGAUGGCCGUGUCGCGCUUCUGGAACCGCCCGUGGUUCCGCCGCGUCUGGGUCGUGCAGGAGUUCAUCCUGGCGCGCGACGUUCUGAUGAUCUGCGGCGACGAGGCGGUGAACUGGGCAAAGCUGUGGCCCGCCACGAUCGCGCUCGAGGAGCCCGAGAGCCCGCCCUGGCCGCUCGUCAACACCGCCGGCGAGGAGCUCAAGGGCGCGGCCGACUUGAUGGCCAACAUGGCACAGAGGCUGCGCUUCUUCCAGCUCGGCUCCAUGAGGGGCAACUCGGACGAGCAUGGUCACGGAGACGACGACGGACAUGAGCACGGGGGUGGAUGCUGUGGAGGUCAUGGUAGCCACGACCACGGUCACGACCACGACCACGACGAGGAGGAAGAGGACGACAAAGACGCCGAAGAUGCCGAGGAGGGCGAUGAUGAUGAAGAUGAUGGAGAGUGGGAGUCAGAGGACGGAGACGAUUCCGGCCGCUCGACAGAUCUCCUCAGCCUGCUGCUGUCCUUCCGCGAAGUCGAGGCCACCGACCCGCGGGAUCUCUACUUCGCGCUCCUCGGCCUCGCCUCCGAUGGCGACAGAGAGGAGUUCCGCCCCGACUACUCGGCCACCUUUGAACAGACCGCCCUCCGCUUCGCACGCACGCUCCUCCACGAGCCCUUCAGCGAGGAGCUGCUCGACCACGCCGGCAUCGCCAACAGCCUCAACGGCGCCGACUUCCCCUCCUGGAUCCCCGACUUCCGCCGGCCCUGGCGUCGCAUGACGGUCGCCGACGCCGCCGAGUCCGAGGCGGCCGGCGAGACGGACUUCGACUUCGGCUUCGACCCCAACGAGGCGGACGACGUGCUCCUCCUCAUGGGCGUCAAGGUCGACACCAUCUCCCACGCGACAGACCUCCCGCGCCCGGCGCACCUGCACGCCGAGCAGCCGUCCCUCUGGGUAAAACGCGACAUGGUGACGCUCUCCAAGCUGCUGGCCGGCAUCCCCGGCUUCGAGGACGCGACGUACCCGACGGGCGAGACGGGCGUCGAGGCGGUGCUGCGGACGCUCACGUUCUUCCGCACCGAGGCGGACGAGGCGGACGGGCACGGCGAGGACGGCGAGGGCGACAACGAGGUCCCGAUGACAACGCUGAAGCUGGCGUACCGCACCUGCACGGCGGUCGAGGACGACGACCUCGACGGCUCGCGGCCCGAGAGGGAGGCGCUGCGCAGGGAGAUCAUGCUGUCCGGGUGCACGGCCAAGGAGGCGGGCGAGGCGCUCGAGGCGGCGGCGCAAGUGCUCAUCAACCGCGUGUUCCCGAUGCGCGCGGCGCUGGACCUCGUGCUGGCCCGGGGCGGGCGGUACGUCGGCAUGGUGCCGGAGGGGUGCGAGGCGGGCGACGAGAUCUGGGUGCUGAAGGGGUGUAACGCGCCCUUCGUGCUGCGGAGGAGCGCCGAGAGGGAGGGCGCGAGGCGCAUCGUCGGCGCGGCCUACGUGCACGGCAUCAUGAACGGCGAGGCCGUCGAGGAGGGCGUCGAGUUCGAGCCCGUGUCGAUUCACUGA